Pungitius pungitius (ninespine stickleback) is the source of this 1896-nucleotide messenger RNA. It is a transcript of the gene s1pr3a, whose product is annotated as sphingosine-1-phosphate receptor 3a. The coding region runs from base 4 to 1170 and encodes 388 amino acids. Gene Ontology annotation, biological process: adenylate cyclase-activating G protein-coupled receptor signaling pathway; regulation of metabolic process. The record is from RefSeq and is a predicted model, not a curated record. Gene Ontology annotation, molecular function: sphingosine-1-phosphate receptor activity. NCBI's taxonomy places the organism in Eukaryota, Metazoa, Chordata, Actinopteri, Perciformes, Gasterosteidae. Gene Ontology annotation, cellular component: cytoplasm; plasma membrane. The transcript has a single exon.
AGAAUGGCGAACCACCUGAAGGACGGCAUGAACGCCGUCAUCGUCAGCCACUACAACCACUCGGGGAAGUGGGACAAGUCUCGCGGCGGCGGCGCCUGCAAGACGGCCCUGCUGCUCUUCAUCUGCGUGCUCAUCGUGCUGGAGAACGUCACCGUGCUGCUCACCCUCUGGAGGAACAAGCGCUUCCACAGCCGCAUGUACUUCCUCAUCGGGAACCUGGCGCUGUCGGACCUGCUGGCCGGCGUGGCCUACGUGGUCAACAUCUUCACCUCGGGGAGCAACACCUACUUCCUGACGCCGGCGCAGUGGCUGGCCAGAGAAGGCAGCAUGUUCGUGGCCCUGAGCGCGUCCACGUUCAGCCUCCUGGCCAUCGGGAUCGAGAGGCACAUGACCAUGGUGCGCCUGCGCCCGUGCGAGACGGCGCGUCGCGGCAGGCUCCUCGGCCUGCUGGCGGCCUGCUGGCUGGUGUCGGUGCUGCUCAGCGCCCUGCCCAGCAUGGGCUGGAACUGCCUGGGCAACAUGGCCUCCUGCUCCACGGUGCUGCCGCUCUACGCCAAGAGCUACGUGGCCUUCUGCAUCAGCGUGUUCAGCGCGCUGUUGGUGGCCAUCGUCAUCCUCUACAUCCGGAUCUACCGCCUGGUGACCUCCAGCGGCCGCCGGGUGAGCAGCCGGCCUUCGGAGCGCUCGCUGGCCCUGCUGCGGACGGUGGUGAUCGUGCUCGGAGUGUUUGUCAUGUGCUGGACGCCCCUCUUCCUCCUCCUGCUGCUGGACGUGGGCUGCAGCCCGGACCGGUGCCCGGUGCUCUACCAGGUGGACUGGUUCAUAGCCCUGGCGGUCCUCAACUCGGCCCUCAACCCUCUGAUCUACACCCUGUCGAGCAGGGAGAUGAGGGCGGCUUUCUUCAGGCUGCUGUGCUGCUGUCAGGGCGGCCCGGAGGCGACGGGGGCGACCCCGGGGGGCAACCCCAACCUGGCCACGGUCAUCCCCACGGUGGAGAACAGCAAGACCAGCGCCGGGGGCGGCAGCGGGGCCGGCAAGUCCACGCUGAGCAGGGUGGAGAAGCGCGGGGACCCCCCGGCCACCGCCGCGCCCCUCGCCACGGGGGCCGCGGACCUCCUCUCGGCCGUGCUGGGGAAGGCGGGGGCGCUGCCGGCCCUCAGCAAGUUCUGAGCGGAGGGCGACUUGCCGCGCGGACACUUUUUUUUUGGGGGGCACGCACUACGGCCAGUGUGGGAUUGGACGAUAUUCAGUCCGAACGGCGAUGAUGCAGAGGAGAGGACAAAAUCAAAAACACUUUAAGCCACUAUUUACAGACACUAUUAUUCGCAACACCGGAGUUACUGAAACGUUGGGAUCGUCCUACACUAUGAUUAAAGUUGGACAGUUUCUUAGAAAUGGUCAAAAAAGCCCAAAUUGAAUCGAUUCAGGUCUGACAGUAGACUUGGUAAUGCUUUAAACAAAAAGCAUAUAAUUAACCCUAUCAGGGUUUAUUUUAUUGUGUCGUUAGAAAUAAUGGAGAUUAACCGCUUUUUUUUGCAUGCAUUUUACAUCGCAAUUGGACUUGGUAAACUUUAUUUUCUGUGAAAACAUUUGCCACACUAAUAAUAUUGGUAUACCCGUUUUUAAAUAGUUUGUGUGAAUAGAAAACACCACGGUACUAGGACUUAAUUAUUGUUUUUUUUGUCAUGAUUUGGGAUGCACUGUGAGAGUAAAGGACCAAAAGUAGGUUUCUCAGACUAGCGGCCUCCGGAGGCUGUGACACACAUUACACACCAGAAAUAAAAAAAAAGAAAGUUGUGGAUAAAAGUCAAAUGACAGGAACAUUUAUUCUAUUAUAUUCUUACCACCAGCGGGCAAAGGCGUAAAGAUUGUCCUCGCAGUGGUGCUUCAGGAAAA